Messenger RNA from Calliphora vicina (urban bluebottle blowfly), 693 nucleotides. RefSeq lists its product as uncharacterized. NCBI's taxonomy places the organism in Eukaryota, Metazoa, Arthropoda, Insecta, Diptera, Calliphoridae. The record is from RefSeq and is a predicted model, not a curated record. The transcript is spliced from 2 exons. The coding region runs from base 1 to 693 and encodes 230 amino acids.
AUGGCGGGAGAUAAAGAUGAUACUGAUUGUCAAACAUUACCAUCGAAUGCCUAUGGUGGCACUGGUAGCCUUCGCACUAAAUCAUUGCAACGCGAACAAAUUAUUUCUAAUAUCAAUAUUAAUGAAUUGUUUCAGCUUUCUGUAUAUCAGCUAGAAGUGAAGUUAUCUUUAUUGGAACGCCAAUUACAGUCGUUUGAAAGGGUUCAGCUGGAUUUGGAAACCUUCGAUGAAUCAGAAAUAACUCAAAAUCACCGGGUUAUCUUUGAAGAGGAGUAUUAUGAAAUAAAGUCUGUAAUUUUGGAACGUCUAGCCUUCCAUAAUGGAAUUGUCUCUGAAACUCUUUUUUCUAGCACACGCGUAGCAACUCAAUCAUCCAAUUCUCAUCGACGUCUUUUGCCGACGCUACAAUUGUGUAAAUUUAGUGGUAACUAUAAGGACUGGAUGGAAUUUUACAACGUAGUUUGUCUAUUGGUUCACGACAAUCAAGAGUUGUCCGCAGUUUCCAAAUUCCAAUAUUUAAAGUCUUGUUUAACUGACAGUGCAUCACGCCUUAUCCAUUCACUAGAAGUUACCGCUCCAUAUUACCAAGUCGCAUUUGAUUUGCUGAAGACAAGCUACAACAACAAAAGACAAUUGUUUCAGUCUCAUUUGCUUGAAAUAUUUAACAUUGAAAAGGGAGGUAUACCUGCCUAA